AUGGCGAUUUACUCACCUCAACUCUGCAUGCCGCUUGUGCAGUAUUUGAUCCAACAGAUGGAAAUUGCUGGCUUUACUGUGGAGCUCGAUACGUUUUGGGCCAACACCCCACUCGGCCGCAAGGAGUUUCACAACAUAAGUCUGUGCAUGCCGCCGCCCCGUCUGUAUGGCCACGCCAAGGCGCAUGCCGAUAACAACAUGCUCAAGACAAUCGAACUGUUUAUCCUGCUGGAUUUGAUUGGUGGGCCUCAGCCCAACUUUAUCAGCCUCCAAAAACCCACGGACAAACACUUUGGGCGCAUGGCUGACCUCGAGCGUCGCCUCGACCGCCUUGGUUUGUUGGAGCAGCACUCGGCAAUGUAUCUCAACGAUGGCUAUCGCGGCCGCCGUCCUCUGAUUGAAGAUGAUCACAUCCCCUUUGUCAAGCGGCAUGUCCCUGUGCUGCAUUUAAUACCGACGCCCUUUCCCAGGACUUGGCAUACCAUCGAAGAUAAUCUCGAGAGUCUAGACUGGCCCAGUAUUGCCAAUCUGCACAAAAUUACAACAGCAUUUGUUGCUCAGUAUCUGCUGCUGCAUGACUUUUAG
Monosiga brevicollis MX1 is the source of this 585-nucleotide messenger RNA. RefSeq lists its product as uncharacterized. The record is from RefSeq and is a predicted model, not a curated record. Bases 1 to 585 code for a protein of 194 amino acids. NCBI's taxonomy places the organism in Eukaryota, Choanoflagellata, Craspedida, Salpingoecidae. Gene Ontology annotation, molecular function: zinc ion binding; glutaminyl-peptide cyclotransferase activity. The transcript is spliced from 3 exons.